AUGCUUUGUUGCGAUGCCAGACCCAGUCCUGAGACAGAAGAGCUAUUUGGGGCUCCAAGCUCCGGAGGAUAUGUCACUCGGAAACCCCAUGUGGUGCUCUCUACGAAGUACCAAGGUUUCUGGCUAAUCGUCUCCAAGCAGAUCAAGGCAGGUCUCGAAAAGCAACUCCAAGGCAAGAAAAUGGAGAUUGAAGGGAAGGCAGAUGAUCGUUGGCUUCUGAGUUUCGAGGAGAACCUUGAUAAGGCCAAGGCCACCAGGGGUUUCUUGCUGCAAGUGCAGCAGGGUCUCAAGCGAGAGAAGACCUUCAUGCAAGAAGCGGAGGAGAAACUGGCCGGCUACAUCGAUGUGCCCAAGAUCGGACUUUAUGCCGUGGAAAACAUUCAGUUUCUGCCGGACUGCUUCCAAGGAGCCCUAGAGAAGGCCCAAGCCCAGUGGGCCACGGGCAUUCGAAGAGAGGUCGAGAUGGCCAGUGAAGUGUUUGAGGCCCUCCCAGGCCAAGAGCUCCCCAUCAAGGAUGGCUUCAUCACUGGCAAGGCCAAGUGCAUCUUCCCCGAGGGGUCGAUCUACGUCGGGGACCUCGAGCGAAGCAGGAAGCACGGUCGGGGUCACCUGGCACCCGGAGGGGGCAAAGAGAUCUGGCCAGAUGGCAGCUCCUAUGAGGGCGACUUUGUCCAUGAGAAAGCGCAGGGGAGAGGGCUGCUCCGCUUAGUCAACGGCGAUGUCUAUGAAGGCGAAUUUGCGCACGACAAGAGGAAAGGCCUCUACCGCUUCGCCAACGGGAUGAGGGAGACGGGCUGGUCGCAAUGGGAUGAAGUAAUCGGCCUUGGAGUGAGACGUGGUCGCGGCUACCAAAAGCUCCAGGACGGAGCGGUGGUGAAGGAGGUGACCGAGGAGGAGGCCAAGCAGUUGGUGAAAGAGAAUGGUUUGCCCUCCCUGUGGUGGCACGGACCUCCAACGAUUCUGUCCGAGUCUCCGUUGGAAGAGGCUCUUGCGCAACGGGUGGCAGGGGCGGAGAAGAAAAGAACACCUUGCUUUCGCCGCUUCGCCAUGUUUUCUUGUUGCCAUGCCGCUGCCAGUCCAGAGACGGAAGAAGUCUUUGCUCCGAGCUUGUUGGAGGGAUAUGCGAGUUCCAAGGCUUCGAAAGAAGUUCAGAGCGGCUAUGCUGCUCCCGCCGCAUUUGGUUUUAAGGACCGGACACCGGGGAUACCCCAUGUAGUGCUAUCCACCAAGUUCAGAGAGCAUUGGACGGAAGUGUCCAAGCAAGUGAAGACAGAGCUCGAGAAGUUGGGAGUCACUGUUUACAAUCCCAACGUCGACAACGAAAUGAUGUACGGAAAAGAUGAGGGAGACGCCCGCUGGCUUCGCACGUUCCAGGACAACCUGAAGCAGGAGCCAACCGCGAGAAGACCCACAUGCAGGUGGCGGAGCAGGAUAUGUCAAUGUGGCUCGGAGUCCCCAGGAUCGCCAUCUACGUGCUGGCCUGCAACGACCUCGAAUAUUUCCAACGAACUCCUGAUCACUUUGACAGUCCGUAUUGGACACAUGUCUUCGAGGUAG
This is a messenger RNA of Durusdinium trenchii, 1557 nucleotides long. The record is from the annotation of a GenBank genome assembly. Lineage: Eukaryota; Dinophyceae; Suessiales; Symbiodiniaceae.